AUGGGACCCUAUUCUCUAGUACCCACCAUGCAAUGUUAUCAUCAUGUUGUAAGUAUGAAACAUCAAGUAACAGGAUCGAUAGAAAUUGAUGAAAAAGAUAUAAUUGAACUGAAAGAAGGCAGUAUUGGAUAUACAGAAAAGGACUGGGGAAGAAAUUUUCCUGAAAUAUGGAUAUGGGGACAGUCAAAUCAUUGGAAUAAGGAUGAUAGGGAAACAAGUUUAUUUUUUUCAUUUGCUAUGAUACCAUGGUAUUUUAAUUUAAAAUUUCCUGGUUUUCUAGUUAUAUUUUAUUAUAAUCAAACAUUCUAUCGUUUUACAACUUAUUCUCAAUCGUUUGUUCACCGUUUAAUGAUUGAUGAGACAAAUCAACGAAUCUCAUUUAAUCUAUACGAUCAAUUGUUUAAAUACAAACUUCGUGUUAUUCUCACUUAUCAACAUCAAUCUUCUUCUAUUGCACCAAAAGCAAAUUUAUACGGACCACGAAAUGGAAAAAUGGAAAAAUUCGUCAAUGAAAUAUUAACAAAUGCAUCGUUUGAUGUGAGAUUUUCGAAAUUAAUUCAAGAUCAAACAGCAUUUAUCAGCGAUGAUGAAGACGAUGAAGUAAAGUUAUUUUCUCAACAUGGCAUUUAUGAGAAUGUUUUGUAUCAAGCGAAAGCUGAUCCAGUGGCUCUAGAAAUAACAGGAAAUGUUAGUUGGUUAAGUGAACAAUUGCAUUCAACAUAUGGAAACAGUUAUCCAUGGACGUUUUCAUUAACAAGGGUUCUUAUGGAAAUGAUCAUCUACAUUAAAAAUAGUUAUAUUACUAUGAUACUCGUCACUGUUUUUACGUUGUUGGUUAUUUUUCGUCGGUAA
Messenger RNA from Didymodactylos carnosus, 852 nucleotides. The record is from the annotation of a GenBank genome assembly. NCBI's taxonomy places the organism in Eukaryota, Metazoa, Rotifera, Eurotatoria, Philodinida, Philodinidae.